Messenger RNA from Gigantopelta aegis, 2276 nucleotides. Its product is annotated as gonadotropin-releasing hormone receptor-like. The record is from RefSeq and is a predicted model, not a curated record. Gene Ontology annotation, molecular function: vasopressin receptor activity; peptide binding. NCBI's taxonomy places the organism in Eukaryota, Metazoa, Mollusca, Gastropoda, Neomphalida, Peltospiridae. Bases 794 to 2182 code for a protein of 462 amino acids. Gene Ontology annotation, cellular component: membrane. The transcript has 3 exons. Gene Ontology annotation, biological process: G protein-coupled receptor signaling pathway.
CCAACAUCAGCUCUCUUCUCGCCGUAUGGAAAUACUUACGUUUUGAAUCCCAACACGUUUUAUAUACCUCUCCAACUCAGACGGAUUCUACCACGUGGAUGGUUUAUGUUUUUUAACACACCAUAUCUCCGCCUGAUGCUCGCCGCUUUCACUUGUAACAUGAUAUAUGAUAUAUGCUUUGUGCAGUAUAUUGUAUUAAGUUAAAAACACACUUCUGUCUAUGGGUCGAUGAAGACAGUUUGGAUAGGGUUGCUGUUUGUGGUUUUUUAAAGCAAACGCUUUUGUCAAGUCUUAAUAAUUAAUCAGUGAUAUAUGGAUACUUUUCAUUGAAGACAUUUUAUUGUAUAAACAACAAAAGGAUUGGAAAAACGUUUGCCAGCUUACUAGGCCCUCUUCUACAUACGGAUGUACGUCCAGUAAAAUGACACGGACAGCUUCGAUUGACCAGAAGAUUGAUGGCCUUGAUUUGUACUAAUUCCAAAAAGGGAGUUAACAACCCGAGGAAUGGAGCGUUCAAUGCGUUACAAUACUGAAACUGUUGUUGGUCCAUUAUAGCAGUGUAUCUAGGAGUGAUAGAUACAACUUGACGUAUGGUCUGUCUUGCGAUAGCACCUUGUAUAUGAAGUCCUGAAAAUCCAGAGGAUAUAUAUUAUAUAUAUAUGUUUUCGAGUUAUGGAUAUAUUAGUAUACGUUACAAACUUGGCGUCAUAUACUUUGAAGUUAUCUGGACAGUACUGAAGUUUGGAGCUUUUACAAGGUAAAGUCCGAUCAAAAUUCCAUAGUGAUCCACGGGAUGGAAAACGAGACCCACCACGAAUUCAUGGCUUACCUGGCUCAAGUUAAAAAGACGGAAUGCAUUCCGGAUUCGGAUGGGCGAAAUUGUUCGAGCGGUGAACGAAUCCAGACCACGGCAUCCAAUGAGAUCGUGAUUUGGACACCGGAAGUGAUUCAACGAGUGACGUCGUUGGUGUUCAUAAUGGUCUUGACCCUUGUGGGAAAUACCAUAAUAAUCAUCGUUCUUACCUGCAGCAGGUACAGAAAGCGGAACAGCAGGGUGAACGUGUUUAUAAUAAACCUGGCCAUCGGUGACCUGACUGUGUGUUUCUGCACGAUGACCACAGAGAUAUUGUUCGUGGCGUUCGGGGAGUGGGUGCUGGGCCCCGUAGCGUGUAAACUGUUGACGUAUUUACAAAUAGUCACACUAGCCAGCACCACCUUUAUCAUGACAGCGAUGAGUUUCGAUAGAUUCAUGGCGAUCUGUCAGCCAUUGAUAUACAGGGCUACAACAUCUCGUGCAAAACAGAUGAUACUGAUUUCAUGGAUCAUGGCAUUUGUCUUCGCCAUUCCACAACUGUUUAUAUUUGUCCAAGUGGUGGACCAAGAAAUGACUGGUACCCGUGUCCACUACGCUUGCAAAAGCCGGGGAUACACGGCAGCCUGGCAGCGCAAGUUAUACUUCACUUUCAUGACCGCCUACAUCCUCGUCAUCCCCGCCAUUCUCAUAUCCUACUGCUACGUCAACGUCGUGCUCGUGGUGUGGCGGCAGGGCAAGAUGAUAGCAUCGUCCCACAGAGAUAACGGCACUCUGAGGAGAGCCAUGGUCGACAAGAAAGCCAUUCCUCGGGCGAAAAUUAAAACCAUCAAAAUGACCUUUAGCAUUAUCGCCAGCUUCGUUGCCUGUUGGACUCCAUAUUUUGUGACGACGUUGAUUCGCAUUUACAGUGAUUACAAGUACAAGAUUCCACAGACGGUAAUGGUGUUCGCAGAGACCGUUGCCCUUCUACAGAGCGCCCUUAAUCCCCUUCUUUACGGAUUCUUCAGCAUAAAGCUCAAGAGAGGACUCAUGGAAGUGUUCUGUCCCCACAGACUUGUGGCGCGCAAGAUGAGCAUGCGAAGUGGCGGCGCCUCGGAGUGUCUCUCCGCCACGGAGGAGUACAACAUUCUUCACAGGGUGAACAAACAGAACGUACACCGGUUCAGAGAGUCCGUGUCGAACUCGAGCAGCGGGUCGCACCACGAAAGGGGGAAGUCGAUGAUAAUCACGGAAGAGAACCAGAAUGGAUUUCGCUUGAGGGUGCGCUUCGCUUCCAAAGACGUUUCCAGGAGCGACAAAAGCUCGGUGUCCGACGCGGUCGACUAUCGUUCUGGGGACGAUUAUCACAUUAAGUCGUCUUGUAUGUGAUUGCCAUUAGUUGUUGAUCAAUGCUCAUUAUAUGUGAUGUUUUUCGUUGAUGAUCUUGUUAUCGGUAUAAAUGAUAAUGCCAAUGGUGUAUUUA